AUGGGAUCGACUUCGCUUCCAGUGAGAAAGGCGGGCCACGACAGCAUGACAUUGGAGCUCCGGCGGCCUGUGCUUGCUGAUGAGACAGUGGCAGCAGCUUCCCAGGGGACUGCCAAGAUGGAAGCGACCGGCCCUGCCCUUGCAGAUGCGUCGGCAGUGAGUGGGCCUGAGAAAGCUCACGAAGCACCCGAGAAUGCCAUUGGGGCUGCCAGGACGGAGGUGACCAGCCCGGACCCUGCAGACACAUUGGCAGUGAGCGGGCAUGAGCAGGCCAUUGGGGCUCAUAUGAGGACAUGCUUGUCUGAAGCCCGGCAGCAGCCGGAAUACGCGGCAAGUGAGGAGCAAAGCCAAGCUCCGCUAUGGGGCGCAUCGGAUGACUGGGCGCUGCUCCGGCCAGUGCUGCAGUCUUACCUGCACGAGGACUCAGCGCCGCUGCCCGCAGAUGUCACAGUCGUCCCAGCCGCUUACUUCCGAGACGCAGAGUUCUUGAUUCCGAACCCGACCGCGGACUUCGUGCUUGUGUCCGGGGGCAUGGACAACACGCUCCACGAGCACGCUACUGGAGGGUGCCACUUCAUGCCCUUGAUUGCACUUGACCAGGGGCGUGGCUGGCUAAAGCACAGUGUUGGCCAGUCUCGGUGGAAAGACAUGGUUUGCGCAGUGGAAGGCAGAUGCGCUGAGGCAGUUGUUGUGGACUGGGUCAGAGAUGGCGGAGAUUGCUACUUUCACAGUCUGCUGAUCGCCCUGCACUGCAAGGGCGUCCUCUUGAGGCGCGGCCUGUGCUUUGAGGACCUGUUUGCAGAGGAGGAAGCCACAGAUGUGAUGCAGCCAGACCCAUCUGAUGCCAUGCUGCAGAAGUUGCGCGCCGGGCUGUCGCGUGCAGAGUUUGAGGAUCUUCUCUUCCCCGACCGCUUGUUCGAAGGCUUGCGGAGCAAGCAGGAGGUCUACGACACCGUGAAGGGCAACCUGUCCGACAUUUGGUCGGACACCAGGACACACCGUCAGCUGGCGGCUGAGGAAGACCCUGAUCUGCGCCUCUGCGCGGCGACUCCCAUCGCUGAAGCCAUCCAUGCCCUGGCUAGGGCGAGGGGUGUGCAAGCAGAUGCACUCAUGGCCUGUGUGGACAGCAACAUCGGCUUCCUCGAGCAGGCCGGGACUGUUCUUUGCCACAAUGUCCGCGCCAAGCACUUCAUCAGUCCGGGCAGCGCAGUCAUCAUUGGAUCCGCAUCGUCCACGCGCAAGAGUGCCCUGAUCAAGCUGACGGAUGAGUGGCUCUGUGAUGUUCCGCAUGCAGGUGAAGAGUUCAGGGACCGUUCGAUCCUGACCACUGACAGCACCACCAAGGGCAUCAGGAACUGCCUGAAAGAGUUCGGCCGCUGCGGGGUCUCCAGCGACGAAGCAGCCAACACAUUUGAAACCAAGAUGUCCGAUCGUGACGCAGGUCUUCAUUUCAUCUCCAUGACCAAGCUCAACACUUGGACUCAGUCCGAAUAUGAUGGCCCCACCACUGGCCAUGGUUCUUUUAGCCUGAGCCAGUACCAGUUCUUGCUGAAAGCCGCUGGCCAGACCGAAGUGGUCGAACAGAUCAUUUUUCCCAAGGUCCACGGCUUUCAAAAGAGGCUGAAGCAGAUCUGGGUUUCAGGCGAGCUGCAAACUCAGGACCAUCAGGUAUUUGCAGCCAGUGAUUCCUUGCUGCACGACUGGCACAGCUUUAUGCACAGGAUGUGCGUUGCCCAGCCGCCCGUGACAGUCUGCCUGGAUGGCCGGGCCCUCAGCAUGUACGAAGCUGCCAAGCAGGCCAUCGCAGACUUCCUCUCCGAGAACAAGCUGCCGCAGGUUUUCAAGACCAAACUGAUGUUCUACCACUCCGAUGCCAACGAGACAGAGAUCAUGCGCCGCCUCCGCAUGUCCUUGGAUGAGUUCAGCGUUGCCUUGCAUAAAUGGAUUAGCCAGGCGCGAACACAUUUUGCCAGCUAUCGGUUCGCUGCCUGCAAGCAGCAAGAGCCUGCCUCAGCCACCAAGCAGGCGGAGACACCGUCGUCCUUGCUCAUCGCUUCUCCAGAAGACGAGGAAAAGCCUUUGAACAGCGAGGACAUCUUCAUGAAGAACUUGAUCUCGCGAGUCCCCAACAACACUUGGUUCACCUCUGCUGAUGUCCGGGGAUGGCUGCGAAACCGCAGGGGGGAUGCUUUCCGUAAAGAUCUCCGCGCCAAGAUUGAAAAGGCGUUUGCCCAUCUCUUGCAGCAUGGCCUCUUGCAGAAGGCAAGCGACAAAGCCACCGGCGCCAGACACACGCAGAGGGCCGCCAAGCGGGCAGCCACCAAGAAGGUCACCGGCAAGGGCGGCCUCACCGUGCGCAAGCGCACCGUGGAUGAGAUCCGUGGAGAAGAAGCGGCUGCUGUAAAGGCUGCUCCGGUCUGCGAUUAG
Effrenium voratum is the source of this 2427-nucleotide messenger RNA. The record is from the annotation of a GenBank genome assembly. NCBI's taxonomy places the organism in Eukaryota, Dinophyceae, Suessiales, Symbiodiniaceae.